Helicoverpa zea (corn earworm) is the source of this 4096-nucleotide messenger RNA. It is a transcript of the gene SrpRalpha, whose product is annotated as signal recognition particle receptor subunit alpha homolog. Gene Ontology annotation, biological process: SRP-dependent cotranslational protein targeting to membrane. NCBI's taxonomy places the organism in Eukaryota, Metazoa, Arthropoda, Insecta, Lepidoptera, Noctuidae. The record is from RefSeq and is a predicted model, not a curated record. The transcript has 10 exons. Gene Ontology annotation, molecular function: ATP hydrolysis activity; signal recognition particle binding; GTPase activity. Bases 98 to 1924 code for a protein of 608 amino acids. Gene Ontology annotation, cellular component: signal recognition particle receptor complex; endoplasmic reticulum membrane.
GUGAGUUGUCAAUUUUCUGUCAAACACAUUCCUACGUAGUGCGAACGAAACAUCUGUAAAGUAUCUCUCGCUGUGAAUAAAGCAAUUAUUCUUCAAAAUGUUAGACUUAUUCAGCAUCUUUAGUAAAGGAGGUAUAGUGCUAUGGUGUUUCCAGAGCACGAGCGAAAUUUUUUCGCCGUCUGUGAACGCUCUGAUUCGUAGUGUGAUAUUACAAGAGCGUACAGGCAACAACACUUUUAACCAUAAUGCCUUAUCAUUACAAUACAAACUCGACAAUGAGUUUGAGCUGGUUUUUGUGGUGGCUUACCAGCGCAUUCUGCAGCUUUCAUAUGUGGACAAGUUCCUCAAUGAUGUGCAUUUGGAGUUUAGGGACAAGUACAAGAAUGAGCUGCAAGGAGGGCGGCAUAUCAUGGACUUUGACUUCAAAGCCUCAUUUGAUAAAGUCCUGCGGGAUUGCGAAAAAUGGGCAAAAUCACAACCUAAAAUUCAAAUGAGAUCAUUCGAAGACUCACAAAAGUCCAAAAAGACUGUUGCUUCAAUGAUUGAACGUAAGGGAGAAGAGAAAUCAAAGAAAUCAGUGAAAAUAGUUGAGAACAAGAACCUGACUAAUGGCAAGGUGGAGGAAUCACCGGAGGCAGAAGAUGACGUCAUUGCUCUGAACAGGGCUAAGUUAGCUCAGAAACUCGCUUCUAAAGGAAAGAAGGAAUUGCCUAAGAAGUCCCCGAAGUCCCCGAAGGUGGAGCGCGUGAAGCAGCCGCGCGUGUGGGAGCUCGGCGGCGGCGCCCGCGACCUGCCCGCGCUCGACCGCGGCACCGACCGCCCCGCCGACUGCGACAUCACGCCCGACACACAGUUGAUCGGUCAAAUGACGGGCGCUAUCCGUGACUUGGAAGUGGAGUCAGAAGAGAGCAGCAGCGAGGAUGAGGUGGAACACUCGGCGCAGCCAGCCGCCAAGAAGUCUGGUGGCAUGUUCAGCAUAUUUAAGGGUCUGGUAGGCUCUAAGGCCUUAACAGAAGAGUCGAUGCGUCCGGUGCUGGACAAGCUGCAGGACCAUCUGAUCGGCAAGAACGUCGCCGCCGACAUCGCUAACAAACUGUGCGAUUCUGUCGCUACUAAGUUGGAGGGAAAGGUGCUAGGCACAUUCGACAGCGUGGCUAAGACAGUGAAGGCGACCCUCACAGAGUCGCUCGUGCUGAUCCUGUCGCCCAGGCGCCGCGUGGACAUCCUGCGCGACUGUAUGCACGCCAAGGAGCAGGGGAGACCUUAUGUCGCUGCUUUUUGUGGGGUAAACGGCGUAGGCAAAUCGACAAACUUAGCAAAGAUUUGUUUCUGGCUGAUCGAGAACGACAUGUCAGUACUGAUCGCCGCCUGCGACACAUUCCGCGCCGGCGCCGUCGAGCAGCUGCGGACACACACGCGGCAUCUCAACGCUCUGCAUCCCGAGGCCAAGCAUCACGGGAGGAAGAUGGUGCAGCUCUAUGAGAAGGGAUAUGGCAAAGACGCAGCCGGAAUCGCUAUGGAAGCGAUUCGAUACGCAAACGAUUCUAAAAUCGAUGUCGUCCUAAUCGAUACCGCCGGCAGAAUGCAGGACAACGAACCUCUCAUGAGAGCUUUGGCCAAACUCAUCAAGGUCAAUGAACCCGACAUGGUUUUAUUCGUCGGCGAAGCUUUAGUAGGCAAUGAGGCCGUUGACCAACUAGUUAAAUUUAACCAAGCGUUGGCCGACCACAGUUCAUCGACUAACCCGCAUGUUAUCGAUGGAAUAGUGCUUACAAAGUUCGAUACUAUUGACGAUAAGGUGGGGGCCGCUAUAUCGAUGACGUAUAUUACGGGGCAGCCGAUUGUUUUCGUAGGAACGGGACAAACUUAUACUGAUUUGAAAGCCUUGAAUGCUAAAGCUGUGGUUCAUGCGCUCAUGAAGUAAUUUGGAAGCUGUGUGUGGACUAUUUUUGGAGUCCAAGUUCAUAUAAGAAUUAAAAGGAAUCUGAUUGCAUUCUUGGUAUGUGGAAUGAUAUGAAUUACUUACCUCCUUUUGAACCAGUGACUACCUAUCACUGCCUUGAAGAAUUUCCUAAAUAAAUAUCUAUGAGCAUGUUCAUAAUCUAAAAUUCAUUUCUUUAACCAGAUGUUACGUUGCUCUUUUCGAUACGAUAUUUUGUCCCAUUUCAAGUAUUAGAGUUCUAUAAACGAGUAAUACCAUUCCUAUCUCACCACACAAAUAUUCCUAUUAUAUUAACGGACUUCAAAAAAGGAGAAGGUUCAAGGUAUUUUUUUCGUCUCAACGUAUUUAUAUCGCAUUUUAGCAAAUGGAUGACAAAAGCAGUCUACACGAGUUUUCUUUUAUAAAUGGUACAUUAUGAAUACAUAUUAUAUUAUGAUAAAUAAUUUUAUUGAUGUUUAAUGAAUUUCUCCCAACGUUCAAUCAAUAUGGUGUUAUGUUCACAAAUAAAUGUUUUAUUUUCUUAUACUUUUGUUUUUAUUCGGGUUGUGUUACAGGGUUGGUGCAUACUGACGGUUUUUUAAUUAAUUAGGAAACAUAGUUUUUAAUAUUGUGUGUUAGUAAAAUAUAUGUUUAAUGUCGAUAUUUUAAUGAUCAAUGUUGCUAUUAAAAGUUAUUUAAAAUAUUGUAUGUUUUAAUUAUUAAAGAAUUUUAUCGUUAAAUUGACAAAUCUAUGACCACCAGUAUGCAUGUAAAUAAUGAUGUCUAUUUUAGUGAAUCUUACAUUCAAUUGCUUUAUGUACUACGUCAUAUUAUUAUAAUAAUUAUGUUGUAAUUAUUAGAAUUCUAUUAUUUUUGAGAAGCAUAAUUCAUUGUUUUAAACGUAUUUUUUAAUCGUUGCUGUCAAUGUUACUUGGUCCUGGUCUUUUUUGAUAUCUAUAGAAUUUAACUUUACUCAGAAUAUCAAUAGAUUUAAUAUGCAUAAGACUAAAUUCUUCUUACUUCUCAAUACUCAAUUUUCAUAUUAUCUCGAAAGUUCUAACUGCAUCUCAAAGUUUUUGCCAAUUUUCCAAAAAGAUUUUGUAAUUUAUCAAAAAACACAUUUCUUGUUAAAAGCGUAUGACAAGUGCACGCCAUAUUAAUUUCUUAAGUCUAUUGUAGAAAGUUUCUUUUACUUUUCUCUUGUUAGUAUAUUCCUAUAUUGUAGUACAGAUAUACUCAAUCUUUUCAAACCAAUUUCCCAAUUUCAUAUUUCAUUCUUGUUGAGAAAAACAUAAUAUCUACUUCUUCCAUGCUGAAUAAACAUCGUCACUUAAAUACUGCUAAAUGUUAAAUAAAUAAAAACUCAGGUAUUGAGAGAAUACUAGAAAAAAAUAAUUGAGGGCGAAAAUAAAUCCAAAAUUAGAAGAAACCUAAUUAAAAAAAAAUAACAGAACUCGCUACAAAGGUUGAGUAUCCCUGUCGUAGUAUAAAUAAAAAAAUAGCAUUAAUUUUGAGUGCCUUGUAUUGCUUAAAACAUUGGCUCAGUUGUAACAUUUUAUACGUUCAUGUCGUUUAAGCGAAAAUUAAGCUUUUCAUGACACAAACACUGCCCAUUCCCUUUUGGGUGAUAUCUUAGAAAUUUGUACAUUUUUUACCGCGGCUUGAACGAGAACAAAAUCCUAAGUAAUUGUAAAAUGUAAUUUAUAUCCACCUUUGAAGUAAUUAAAAAAUCUGGAGAAAUAAUCAGCUAGGUAUAAGUUUUGCCGAAUAAUGGAACGGAGGCUUGAUAAUUUUUUUUAGUCAAAUAUAAAGCCUGCAUAAUUUUUGGCAAUCAUUUGAUAUGGAAUUUUUUUAGAUAAUUUACUGCGUGUAGUUAUUGCAAAUGUAUAUGUAUUGGUUAAUGAGGAUUUUUCAAACAUUUCUUGUAAAUAAUGUUUAUAAUAAGUAAAUAUUGGUGUCUAUUCGUAGUUUCGAAUACGGUGCUCCCAAACCCCACCUAGAUUUUGACCAAAUGAAUAGAAACAGCCAUUAAAUUAAAUUGUAUUGCUUAUAGAAAAAUCCUCCAUAACCGAGCAAUUGGAAGACCCUGGAAGAAUCAUGGUUAAAGGCAUUAUAGGCCUGUAAACAAUUUUAUUAUAAAUACAGAAGAUUUAAAUAAAAUAUACUUAUCUAUUA